GGAAGAAACAAAAAAUAAAAAGAAGUUCCUAACCAGAGAGUCUGAAAAUAGAAUGAACGCUGCUGUACGAAAUGCUCAAAGACUCUUUCACAAGUGGCCAAACUUUUUGAGAAUAUCGCACAGUUUUUACAGAUGCAAAGGAAAUAAAACUCAUGAAAUUAAACUGGAAGACAAGGAAUGCAUUGUCGUGUAUGUUUUGGUCAAGGGAUUGAUUCCGAUAGGGUGGGAUCCUUUUCCUAGAAAAUUUGAAGGAUAUGAGGUGGAUGUCAGAGAGUGUAUGCCAAUAAAAAUGUUCUUUAGGUCAGUCGGUUCUGGAAUGUUAAAUAUAUGGAGCCCUGUAGGAACGCUUCAAAGUCCAGUUCCUGGGCAAUCAAAUGACCUUCUUGCGUUGACUGCAGGGCACGUCUUUCUUUCUAAAGAUGAGACAGACAAAAACUCAAAGGACAACAACUCAGAUGCGUUUCAUGAAAGGAAAACGAGUAAAGGAUAUCAGCAAAUUAAGGAGGAUUCAGAUAUUGAAAUCGUGUUUGGAAAUCUUACGAUAAAUGGGGGAGAAGAUAUUGCACAUGCGGAUGUUGCAGUUGUUCAAUUAGAAUCGCCUUUAACAUCCUUUGAAACACUUUGGAAUGAACUAGGUUUGACAAGAGAACCGACAUUCGACGUCCAUGCAGAACAAUGCGACGAUGUACGUAACGGAGACAUUGUUAUGAAAUAUGGUGAAACUACAAAAAUCACUCUAGGAAGAGUAAAAGCUCUCGAGGGUGCAUAUGACAAUAGACUCGGUUUUAUUGAAAUAGAAUCAUAUAAGAAUAGAGUGUUUUCUGAGCCAGGUGAUUCAGGUGCGUAUGUUUAUGUUUUAAACAAGAACAUGCUUCUGGAAGAAGAAAAAGAGGACGAUUCACGUUUUACUGAAGGAAAAGAUGCUUUUCUCAUUGGAACUAUCCAUGGCGGAAACGAAGAUACUAUUUAUUGCACAAAGAUGAUUGCAAAUCUUGAGGGUUUGCGAAAGUUUACAAACUUAAUGCGAUGAUGCUGCACAAGUCUAGUUUGGAGAUUUAGGCUAGGAUGGACGAGGCACAAA
Molecule: messenger RNA, 1081 nt
Organism: Mya arenaria
Lineage: Eukaryota; Metazoa; Mollusca; Bivalvia; Myida; Myidae
Exons: 2
Coding region: 53-1030 (325 amino acids)
Source: RefSeq, a predicted model, not a curated record